GUGGGGUGCCCCCCUUUUCAUUUUUAUUGUGGACGUCACUCCCCAUGUUGGUUCCUCCUCCAGCCGUGAAACGCUUUUUUGUCACUGCAUCUUCCGGGAAACAAACUUCCCAGAGUUUGUGGGAGCAGCAGUAGUUGAAAUCAGUCCAAGCAGCUGGUGACUCGGUCUAAAGUUUUACAGAAACAGAAAACGAUGAAAACUUUGCUUCUGUUGCUUCUCUUCUGUCGUGUUUCAUCAACAGUGAAACACACACUGAGAUAUUUCUCCACUGGAUCCUCUGGAGUCUCAAACUUGCCAGAACUUGUGACUGUUGAAGUGCUUGAUGACAUCCAAACUGCGCGCUGUGACGGCAUCAAAAAGGAACUAGACGUAAAACUGGACUGGCAGAAAAAAAUCUUUGAUAAUGAUCCUGAUCAAUAUAAAUUCUACACCAACGAUUGUUAUAGAGUGUAUCCUCACCUCUUCAAAACCACGAUGUCCAGUCUGAAGCAGAUCUUCAACCAAAGUGAAGGUGUCCACAUCUUACAGCUUAUGGAAGGCUGUGAAUGGGAUGACGAGACUGGAAAGGCUACUGGUUUCUUACAGUAUGGUUAUGAUGGAGAAGACUUAAUUUCUCUGGAUCUGAAGACAUCAACAUGGAUCACUCCUAAAGCUCAGGCCUUCUCCGUCAAACAGAAAUGGGAUUCAGACAAAGACCUUAUAAUAGACAAUGUGUGGUUCUACACUGAGAUUUGUCCUAAUUGGUUGAAGAUGUAUUUGCUCCAUGGGAAGAGCUCUCUAUUAAAAACAGUGACGUCCUCAGUGUCUCUCCUCCAGAAGACUCCCUCCUCUCCAGUCAGCUGCCACGCUACAGGUUUCUACCCUGACAGAGCCUUGUUGUUCUGGAGGAAAGAUGGAGAGGAGAUUCAUGAAGGAGUGGAACAUGGAGAGAUCCUCCCCAACCAUGAUGGAUCCUUCCAGAUGAAUGUUGACCUGAACAUUUCAUCAGUCUCACCUGAAGACUGGAGGAGGUACGACUGUGUGUUUCAUCUCUCUGGUGUGGAGGACGACAUCAUCACCAAACUGGAUGAAACACAGAUCAGAACCAACUGGGAGAAGCCAAGUAACAUGACCACCAUCAUCAUCAUCUCUGCAGUGGUUGUUGUUGUUGUCGUCUUUGCAGCAGCUGCUGGAUUCAUGGUUCAUAAAAAGAAACAAGACCAAAAGGCUCCACUUGAUCCUGAGAACAUCUCUGAACUCUCUGAGAGACUGAAACCAGAAACCUGACUGACAAACUCAGUUCACUGAAUCACCUUAGAGUAUAUGGGAGUUGCAUUCAUCAUGCAUCAGCUUAUCAUAGUAUUAGUACUAACAGAAGAAACAUGUAAUGGCUUAGAGUUUGAACAUGACUUACAUUUAUACACUAACAACUUUGCUAAAAACUCCUGAUACUAGAUUCCUGAGACCACGUUUGUUUCUAUUCUAAGACAUGGUCUCAUGGAGUCUGCUGUGCUGCUUCUACUUUAUAUUUUUUCAUGUGCUGACCUUUAGCUUCAAAUGAGGAAUCAGAGAUGUUUAUGUAGUCUGGUAUUGACUGUUGUAAUACACUUUUUACAUCUCUUAGUGAGUCGUCCAGCAGUCGGUUGCAGGUUAUGGAGAAUGCUGCUGGUAGACUACUAACUGGAUCAAAUAGACCUUCUCAUAUCAGCCCUCUUCCUUUUCUCUGGCUCCUUGUGGCUUUCAGAAAACUGUUUAAAGUUUUCUUGUUAAGGUUCCUGUCUAAUGUGAUUAAGUUUUUUAUCAGAUCAAUUAAUGACUGUACAGCUGGAGUCCAGUGAUGAGUCCUAACAACACUGAACAUGAACAAAGAGCCUCCACAGGGUUGCUUCAAAACUCUGAUCACACUAACAAAGACCACGUCUUAAUUGAUGAAAGUUAGUUUAUUGGUAGACAGGUCAUGAGAGAAAUGGAUGGAGAGAUGAGAAGGGGAGGAAUGAAGUGAAGGGCUGAAUGUGUAAACAUGAUGGUAGAGGAACCCAGGGAUUGAGACUCAGGGUGGGGGCACAUCUCAGGAAGCUUCAGAUCCUUGUUAACCUGGUUCCUGUAAUGAAAGAUGGAAGAGGAAGAAAAGGAAAGAGAGGGAUGGGGAGGGUGGAUGUUGAGACCUGAGACAGACAGAGAGAAGGUUAGGACAUAGUUUUAUAGGUACGUUAUAAUAAAGUAUUUAUAAUAACACUUGAAUAUCAGUGUCACGUGUUUUACUGUCUAACAUUUCAGAAAUGUCACCAGUUUUUAAAACAUUUAAAUAUGUGUCAAAUGUAUCAAUAUUUUUGUGCUGUUGUUUCACAAGUUUAAUAAAGUAUUGUUUCAAA
Messenger RNA from Mugil cephalus (flathead mullet), 2351 nucleotides. RefSeq names its product major histocompatibility complex class I-related gene protein-like. The record is from RefSeq and is a predicted model, not a curated record. The transcript is spliced from 9 exons. Bases 193 to 1266 code for a protein of 357 amino acids. Gene Ontology annotation, biological process: immune response. Gene Ontology annotation, cellular component: external side of plasma membrane. NCBI's taxonomy places the organism in Eukaryota, Metazoa, Chordata, Actinopteri, Mugiliformes, Mugilidae.